AUGACGGUUAAGAAAGCCGAAGAACAAGACGGCCUUGCCACCUAUCGGGAGUCUUUUGCCAAGAGUUAUGAGGAGCGCCUGAAAGCCUUCAAAGAAGCCGAAAAGACUAUGCUUGAAAACCCAAGCCAGUUCCGCGACAUAGUGCUCGAGCCCCCCAUGCCUGCCAACGCUCUCCAGCCCUACACUGCUGAUCUCUAUGGGCUAGAUCAUGCGAAGCGCGAUUGUCGGUUCGAGAUGAUUAAGAUUGUCAGAGAGGUCAAGGCUGUCAGUCUAGAUCCCCAGAUCGCUACAGAUGCCACCCGUAUCUGGCAAUACGUUGCACCUAGUAUCUUCAGAAGGCUAGUACCGUCCGACGAACCGAUCGACAAGAAGACUCCUGUGGACAAGGAGGCUAUCAAAAGUCAUUUGGCGAGCAGUGUCGAGGAAGCAGCGAAAGACUACCAUAACGAGUCAACACCGCCACGAGCAAGUUUCUAUCAGUCUGGUCAGCCGAUUUGCGAUUUGGAGAAACGAGUCAACUUGAGAUAUGGACACCUCGCUCAGAAUUGGCGAGUUGACUCAGUCAAUGGCCAGAGCACCACUCCGUCCUCCGCACAGCAGUUCAACGAUCUGGAAGUCUUGGAUAAGACGUAUUCCAUCACCAACAUCACCGUAUGGCAUGACCAAAAGCGCCUUGUUGGGAUCCAGCUCCUGUACCAGAAUGGGCAGGUGUUAUUCCACGGUGUUAAAGGGUCGUCCUACCAGUCGUCAAGUUUCAACAUCGAUGCUGCACGUAAGAAUAACCCCGAGAGGGUUAACCUUCUUUGGCUUGAGGCUCACGCCGACGAAGCUGGAAAGGCUUGGGUUGAUACGAUUCGAAUCGCCACCUCUGGUGACCUAUUCAUCGUGGAACCAGCGGAGAGACUCAAAUACAACAAAUCCUUUGAGCUGAAGGCUACCAAGCCUAAGUCCGGCGGCGAUUGGGAACUAAAAGGCUUUUACGGAUCCUUCGAAGAGUCUGAGAAGGCCUUUGCGCAGCUCAGUCCAAUCUGGGGCAAAACAGCUAUUGACGACCCCGUGCCAAAGGCUAUGCCACUGUUCGAUUCAGCAGCGUGGACGUCGGUGCUGCACUGGCCUAUCUCCACGAUUGACUCCCUCAGUAGUCAUUUAGAUCGAGGUGACAGCUAUCGUUUGUCCCAUCCACGGGGUAGUUUGGCCAACACCAGCGGAACACCUUUCAACGCCCUAGACCACAUUGGUGAUAAUUGGGAACUUAUAAAGGUUGACUUUUACUUCAAGAACCUGGACGACAUGUCUGUCUUGGCCGGAAUAGCCGCGGACUAUACCAAUGGCAAACAGCUACAGCAUGGCAACUGUGGUUCUGGGUUACUGAUACAAACUUGGAGUCCCUCGGAUCAUGCCAAAGACCAACUUGUCGCUAUCUCUUCUUGUAUCAAGGAGAGGCCAGGCCAGUCGCAGUGUGCUCUGGGUCUCAGAUUCUUCUUCGAGCGGGAGGAAGUGGAAGAGCAGAAGGAAGAGCCUAAGCAGGAACAGUCGGCUUCGAGCAAGUAUGCAUCAGAGCCUCUGUCUGAGGAAGUGAAGACCAGUGUCGAUGAUUCAAAGCCAGCGGCUGUGCCUAGUACGCCGGCAAAGAAGAAGUCAAUUAAGAAGACAGAGGCCUGGGUUUCAGGGCCGUUAGGCCAUCGUGAAGAUAGCUUGUGGGGCUUGGAGGCUGCAAGCUCAAACCCAUCGCGAAAUCGACCUUCUGAAGUAUGGACAGUGAAGGGAUUUAUGGGACAGGCUGGUAAAGAAUGUAUUGAGACAGUGGCUGUCAUCUGGGGCAGGAAAUAA
Messenger RNA from Fusarium verticillioides 7600, 1830 nucleotides. RefSeq lists its product as hypothetical. NCBI's taxonomy places the organism in Eukaryota, Fungi, Ascomycota, Sordariomycetes, Hypocreales, Nectriaceae. The transcript is spliced from 4 exons. Bases 1 to 1830 code for a protein of 609 amino acids. The record is from RefSeq and is a predicted model, not a curated record.